AAAAAAUUCAAAAACUCAAGCAAACUACCAUCUCCUUAUUUCUUCUUUCUUUACAUCUCCCACUCUCUUCUUUGUCUUCCUAAUAUAUUUUCCCUUUUACAGAAAUUUGUUAAGACAUGAUGGCAAAGUCAUGCUGAAAGGAAAAGGUACAAAAAGAUAGAGAAUGAAAAAGAAAGGAAGUGGAGACAGUCUAUUCAUUCUAGUGGGAGAACAUUUUUUUAUUCUUGAAGUGAUUUUGGUGAUAUCCUAAUUACUAAAUUCUAAGAUUGUGAGGGUGUUGGAACAAAUGUCAUUUCGGAGUAUUGUUCGUGACGUGAGGGAUGGAAUUGGAAGUUUAUGGAGUCCGCGUUUUGAGGUGAGGCUUCCUGGAGAUCAGAACGGGAAGUCGAGGAGUUCGGUCCAUGAGUUGCAGGAUCAGCCUCCUGUUAUACAGAAUAGCCGGUGGGCGAGUUUACCGCCGGAGCUUCUUCGUGAUGUUAUUAAGAGAUUGGAAUCUAAUGAGAGUACUUGGCCUAGUCGGAAACAUGUGGUUGCGUGUGCUGCAGUGUGCAAGUCGUGGAGAGAAAUGUGCAAAGAAAUUGUUAGCAGUCUUGAGUAUUGUGGGAAGAUUACUUUCCCGGUUUCACUGAAACAGCCCGGGUAUAGAGAUGGACCAAUCCAGUGUUUCAUCAAGAGGGACAAAUCUAAGCUGACAUACCACCUUUUCCUUUGCCUCAGUCCCGCUUUGCUAGUUGAAAAUGGAAAAUUUCUUCUCUCGGCUAAACGCACCAGAAGAACGAUUUGCAAUGAGUAUGUUAUAUCAAUGGAUGCAGAUAACAUAUCACGAUCUAGCAGCACUUACAUUGGAAAGCUUAGGUCUAAUAAUUUUCUUGGAACCAAGUUCAUAAUUUACGAUACACAGCCUCCAUAUAACAAUGCUCAGUUGGCGGCUCCACCUGGACGCAACAGCAGUAGAUUCUACUCAAAAAAAGUUUCUCCAAAGGUCCCUAGUGGCAACUACAACGUCGCACAGGUCACCUAUGGCUUUAAUGUCCUCGGCACCCGAGGUCCACGCACCCAAGGUCCACGAAGGAUGAAUUGCACUAUGUACUCAAUCCCUUCAUCAUCCCUUGAGCCCGGUGGCGUUGUCCCAGGCCAGCCAGAGCUCAUUUCUCGCUCACUCGAGGAUUCUUUCCGUAGCUUAUCCUUUGCAAGGUCAAUCGAUAACUCAACCGAGUUUAGCAGUUGUAGAUUCUCGGGCAUAAUGGGAGCUAGCAUAAUGGAAGAUAGAAAUGAAGACGAGGAGGGGAAGGAGAGACCUCUAGUUCUUAAGAACAAAUCUUCAGGAUGGAACGAACAGCAGCAAUGCUGGUGCCUUGACUUUAGGGGACGCGUGACCGUAACGUCCGUCAAGAAUUUUCAGCUGAUCGCUUCAACACAGCCAGCAGCCGUCCCUCCUUGCGCAGCAACAGGACCUGCGCCGUCGCAGCCGGCUCAGUCUGACCAUGACAAGAUUAUUCUUCAGUUCGGUAAGGUUGGCGAGGACAUGUUUACGAUGGACUAUCGAUACCCUCUCUCGGCGUUUCAGGCUUUUGCGAUAUGCUUGACUAGCUUUGACACAAAUAUUUAUUAGAUGAGUGGUUCAAAUGCUUAAUUGGUUGUACCUAAAUCUUAGAUGUUGGAUUGGAUAUGUGCCCACUUAAGAAUGUCUCCAAACACACCCUCUUACUAUUUGCUUUCAAAAGUACCACUAAUGUUUAACUA
Vicia villosa (hairy vetch) is the source of this 1743-nucleotide messenger RNA. RefSeq names its product tubby-like F-box protein 8. NCBI's taxonomy places the organism in Eukaryota, Viridiplantae, Streptophyta, Magnoliopsida, Fabales, Fabaceae. The coding region runs from base 287 to 1612 and encodes 441 amino acids. The record is from RefSeq and is a predicted model, not a curated record. The transcript is spliced from 6 exons. Gene Ontology annotation, molecular function: protein binding.